AUGGACGGAAUCGAACGCAGCGGCAAAGUUAACAAAGCCGACGGCUGUUGGUUGUUGGUAGCUAUGGCGGAAUUCAAGGAUCCGUCUCAGUGUGAGUACCUGGCCCUCACAUCCGCGUCCAGCGCGAAAUCCGACUUGGUUAGGUCGCGUCCUGGAGCCGCGCACAGACUAGAUCCGUCUCAGGAGAACAGUGGCGAAGAUCUUCGCAGCAACGUCGAUAAGGUUUAUGCCGCGGUAGUUUGCACAUCUCGUAUUAUCCCCUUUCUUGUGGACAGGCACAAGGAUGCUCGAGCCCUUGUCAUCAGGAACUGCCUCGUCUCUCCACGCUUGUCCAAUCACCCCUCUCUGUGUGGCUCGAAUUAUCUGUUUGUUGAGGAAAUAGGGGCAACAAGCUGA
Molecule: messenger RNA, 396 nt
Organism: Dibothriocephalus latus
Lineage: Eukaryota; Metazoa; Platyhelminthes; Cestoda; Diphyllobothriidea; Diphyllobothriidae
Source: the annotation of a GenBank genome assembly